CCGAGCCCAGUUUUGCUUCUCGCAUCAUUGUUCAUCCAUAUCGCUUGCGACCAGUUGUAUCCCUGCCUCUAUUUCGUUGCUUGAUGUAUCCCGAUGUCACUUAUUAAAGAUCAUUUUCGACGACUUUUUAGGGCUGGUAAAACUGCCCACCUGACCCGCAACGGGAACGAAAAACAGCCGCUGGUCGGAUGGUCCUACCAAAAUACGUCGUCCGAGCCAAGUCUUUGCGGAAAUGAAAGUCUAUGGGAGAAAGAAACUCUUUGCGAGAAAUAUCCAGUACCACCACAACCAAAGCAGGGCACCUCCGAUAUCACCCUAGCGAUCAAGUCAACGCUUGAAGAACCAAAACGUUGCUCCCAUAAGCUUCUCGUGUCGUGUAGCCUUUCAGCGACUACAAUAUGCUGUGCUUGUGCAGACAAGCGACCUAAAGCGAAGCAGUACCCAAUCUACAUCGAUGGGGUUGGUCAGACCAUGCGCGGGACACGAUGGCAGGGAUACUGUCCGGGGUGUAGAGCACAUUGGGGGAGGGAAAAUGACUUAGGUAAUCAUUUGGCAGGGCUGAAAUGGCUGAUCGAUUACGUUGUCACCCGUCUGACUUUGCGCUCGAGGCCGAUGGAAUCCAACUGACAGAUGACUCGACUGAAUGUGGCGUUGGGACCACUCUUCACAUGGUUAAAUUCAGUCUCCAUGUGCCACCCGUUAAUCUCGACGACGAUGACUACGAUUUCCU
Molecule: messenger RNA, 730 nt
Organism: Lindgomyces ingoldianus
Lineage: Eukaryota; Fungi; Ascomycota; Dothideomycetes; Pleosporales; Lindgomycetaceae
Exons: 3
Coding region: 94-627 (177 amino acids)
Source: RefSeq, a predicted model, not a curated record